Messenger RNA from Linum tenue, 2207 nucleotides. The record is from the annotation of a GenBank genome assembly. NCBI's taxonomy places the organism in Eukaryota, Viridiplantae, Streptophyta, Magnoliopsida, Malpighiales, Linaceae.
CGAAAAUUUCUGAAUCCUAUUGGCGAAGGAAUACAUCAAUCCAACUAACUAUCUAUUCCUUCGCCAAAAAUCUUCCAUCGGAAACCAAAGCUUUGCAGGGGAAAAAAGCAACUCACAAAACCUUUGGCUGUCUCUCUUCAACCCGUGAAAUCCUCCAUCUACCCAAAACUCUCCCCUGCGUGUAGCAGAAAAAAGAAGAGCCACAAGGUCGAUUUCUGAAUCACGAGAAGAACCCCUCCUCCCUCCAUUUCGCCAUUACACUUUGGCUUUGACAACACCAUUUGGGCCUCAAACUCUGGUUCACACACACCACAGCUUCCAAUGCCCUCCAAACAAAGCUGCUCGUGAUCAUGCUCUUUUCAAACGCGUCUAUAAACCCACACCCCUAAAGUCUCUGCCUUUGGGAAACAACAAUGGAGAAAAAACAAACAAUGAAGCCAGCUUCUCCGAAGCCAGGGGACAGCCAUUUCGUGGACAUCCAUGAAGUACUCCACGAAGGAGAUGAAGAAGGAGGUGGAGAAGAAGAAAGAAGAACAACGGAACGCAACCAAAAACCAAACCGGCCUCCAUCGGUCAGGCAAUUCAGAAUCCGCGGGUUUGGAGGUCAAAGAAGUGGUGUUAGCUUCAGCAGGCAGGUUUCCUUGGAGACGGGGUUUUCAGCUCUCAUGGGCAAGGAAGCUGCUUCAUCGUCGAAAGCCAAUAAAGAUGAAGGGAUUAAGGUCCUACCCAGGAGCGGGCGGAGCUUUGGUGGGUUCGAUUCGGCUAAACGGCUCAAUGUUGGUGGUAUUGAUGCAGGGGAAAAGAAAGGGGACUUCAGCAUGUUCAGGACGAAAUCGAGCCUCAGCAAGCAGAAUUCGUUGCUGCCGAUUAAGAAAGGUGACAAUCGGUCGGACCCGAUGGAGCAUUGGUUGGGGCAGAGGAAUAACAAUGAUCAGAAUUCGAAUCAUGUUAAUGGCGGUGGUGAUCACGACUCUGUUCAUAAUGGUGUUCCUGCUGGGAGGUACUUUGCUGCUCUUACCGGACCCGAGCUCGACCAAGUCAAGGACUAUGAAGACAUUCUGCUGCCAAAGGACGAGCUAUGGCCAUUCCUCCUGCGCUUCCCAAUCGGUUGCUUCGGUAUCUGUCUCGGCCUGAGCAGCCAAGCAGUCCUCUGGCGAGCGCUAGCCACUUCCCCUGCCACCCAAUUCCUCCAUGUCACGCCAUUCAUCAAUCUCAUCCUCUGGCUCUUGGCCAUAGCAGUCCUGUUCUCUGUCUCCAUCACCUACAUCCUCAAAUGCAUCUUCUACUUCGAAGCCGUUCGUCGUGAGUACUUCCACCCGGUCAGGGUGAACUUCUUCUUCGCACCCUGGGUCGUCUGCAUGUUCCUAGCCAUCGGAGCACCACCGAUGCUCUCGCCGGAGAAGCUCCACCCGGCCAUAUGGUGCGUCUUCAUGGGGCCUUACUUCUUCCUGGAGCUGAAGAUCUACGGACAGUGGCUGUCCGGCGGGAAGAGGCGGCUGUGCAAGGUGGCGAACCCGUCUUCUCAUCUGUCAGUGGUGGGGAACUUCGUGGGGGCGAUUCUGGCGGCCAGAGUGGGGUGGCUGGAAGCCGCUAAGUUCUUGUGGGCGGUAGGGUUCGCGCAUUACCUCGUGGUGUUUGUGACUCUGUAUCAGAGGCUGCCGACGAGUGAGGCAUUGCCUAAAGAGCUUCAUCCUGUUUACUCUAUGUUCAUCGCGGCGCCAUCGGCAGCCAGCAUUGCUUGGGAGACUAUAUAUGGGGAGUUUGAUGGGUUGUCGAGGACUUGCUACUUCAUUGCUCUGUUUCUCUAUGUGUCUCUUGUCGUUCGAGUCAAGUUCUUCACCGGGUUUAGCGACAGGUUCUCAGUAGCGUGGUGGUCUUACACAUUUCCGAUGACAACGGCAUCAGUGGCGACAAUUAAGUAUGCAGAACACGUACCUUGUAUCCCAAGCAAGGUCCUCGUGUUGAUCUUGUCCUUCAUGUCAACGACGAUGGUGCUGAUGCUUUUCGUCUCCACAUUGCUCCAUGGCUUUGUGUGGAGGACUCUGUUUCCGAACGAUCUUGCCAUCGCCAUAACGAAGAAGAGACUCGUGAGGGACAAGAAGCCACUGAAGAGCAGCUUCAGAAGGUGGACGAAACAGGCGUUGAACAAGCAUAACUCUGGCAACAAGGAUUCUGGGGAUGAGAAGGAAUCAUCCACUCACAAAUAA